AAAAAAAAAAAAAAGAACGAAAGGAAAAAAAAAGCAAAGCUCUCUCUCUCUAUCUCUCUCUUGUUCACGCACAUCAAAAAAGCCACCCAAAAAAACAAAAAACCGAAACGCAUGCAUUUCUAAUUUUCCAUCCUUCUCUUUAACUUCCUCUUCUCCUCUCCAUCAUCAUCUCUAAACCUCUCUCUCUCUCUCUCUCUCCAUUCUUCAAUGGCCGUUGAUGCUCACAAUCUCUUCCUCUCUCCUCCUCAACUCUUCCCCAACAGAGAGUUCAUGAUGAACAAUAACACCACUAUGGAACCAACCAGUGGCGGUUUCUGCAAUAACAAUCAAACCGGUUACGGCGUCGUUUCACCUUUCUCCGUUACCGACGAUACAACAACAACCCCAACGCCUCCUUCCUUUCUUCAUAUGUACGGCAGCGGCGGCGCUGAUACUACUACCCCGACCACCGCAGGUUACUACGCCGCCGAUGGUACUACUACUGCCACUACUACUAGUCUGGACUGUGAUUUCUUCCCUCUACAGACGAGAAAACGCUCCAGAGAGUCUUCUUCUACCAGAUCGAAUUAUUAUCAUAAUCAUCAUCAUCUUCUUCUUCAGAACCAGAGAUCAUCAUCAUGCGUUAACGCUGCAACAAGUACAACUCCGUUUUCGUUUCUUGGCCAAGACAUUGAUAUCUCUUCACACAUGAAUCAGCAACAACACGAUAUCGACAGAUUCGUCUCCCUUCAUAUGGAGAGAGUGAAGUAUGAGAUAGAAGAGAAGAGGAAGAGGCAGGCGAGGAUGAUCAUUGAGGCAAUAGAGCAAGGACUCGCUAAAAGGCUUCGAGUCAAAGAAGAAGAAAGAGAGAGGAUCGUCAAGGUUAACUACGCUCUCGAGGAGCGUGUGAAGUCACUAUCCAUCGAAAACCAAAUCUGGAGAGACCUUGCUCAGACCAACGAAGCCACCGCCAACCACCUCCGCACCAACCUCGACCAGGUUCUCGCGCAGGUUAAUGACCUACGCUGCGCAGGAGGAUCGGAUGCUGAUAAUAACAACAACGAAGAGGACGAUGCGCAGUCGUCGUGCUGCGGGAGCACUAAGGCGGCGGAGGGGAGGAAGUUGUGUAGGAACUGUGGGGAGGAGGAAUCGUGUGUGUUGCUGUUACCGUGCAGACACUUGUGCUUGUGUGGAGUAUGCGGGUCCAGUGUGCACACGUGUCCCAUCUGUACAUCUCCUAAAAACGCUAGCGUUCAUGUUAACAUGUCAUCUUCUUGACCUGACCCCCCCCCCUUCUUCUUCUUUUUUUUUUGUUAAAUGGAAAUUAUUUUUAUUUCAUUUUUUUCUAUUUUUAAAAACAAAUUGUAAGGAUACAUCAGUUGAAUAGUUUUAUUUUUUUUUAAGCUAAGGAAUCAAAAUCAUGAAAUCUAAACCUUCA
Molecule: messenger RNA, 1417 nt
Organism: Camelina sativa (false flax)
Lineage: Eukaryota; Viridiplantae; Streptophyta; Magnoliopsida; Brassicales; Brassicaceae
Product: putative BOI-related E3 ubiquitin-protein ligase 2
Biological process (GO): regulation of programmed cell death
Molecular function (GO): ubiquitin-protein transferase activity
Source: RefSeq, a predicted model, not a curated record